Prunus mume (Japanese apricot) is the source of this 1869-nucleotide messenger RNA. RefSeq names its product DREB2A-interacting protein 2 (gene DRIP2). Gene Ontology annotation, molecular function: ubiquitin-protein transferase activity. The record is from RefSeq and is a predicted model, not a curated record. NCBI's taxonomy places the organism in Eukaryota, Viridiplantae, Streptophyta, Magnoliopsida, Rosales, Rosaceae.
AGAAUAAGGAAAUAAAAUAUGUAGAGACAAGAAAACAAAAACAAAAAAGAAAACUCUUUGCUUCAUGCUCUUUAUGACGAAGAGAGCCUCUCGAUUCAGAUCAAUAAUCCGCGACCCUCUGUGCAAAUCCAUCAAAACCCACGUCAAAUCUUCGAAAAUCGAUCGAGCCCAUCUCGUAAUCUCACCUUCCCACUAGCCACAGCAGGCUCUCUUCUCCACCCGUUUUCAACAAUAAGCAGAGGUGGAUGUGAAUAAAUGGACGUAAAUUUUGUGUCUGCGUUAACAUGCAGUGUGUGAAUACGUGGGUGAGUUUGAAUUGCAGAGCUGAAGUGUGAGAGGUUGAAGAUGCCGAAUCAGGUGGCGAAAGUGAAGAGGGAGACAAUUACAGCAUGCAUGACUUGUCCGCUUUGCCAUAAGCUCUUCAGAGACGCCACCACCAUCUCUGAAUGCCUUCAUACGUUUUGCAGGAAGUGCAUAUAUAAUAAGAUUUCAGACGAGGAACUAGAAUUCUGUCCAAUAUGCAAUAUCGAUCUGGGUUGUGUACCACUGGAGAAAUUAAGGCCAGACCACAGUUUGCAAGAUGUAAGGGCUAAGAUUUUCCCUUUUAAGAGAAGAAAGGUAAGGGCACCUGAAGUUAUGCCUUCAGCUACAUUACCCGCUAGAAGAAAGGAGAGAUCUCUCUCGUCAUUGGUGGUCAGCACUCCCAGAGUGUCAACCCAGGCUACCAUGAUGACUGGAAGGAGAACUAAAGCUGUUGCGAGAAAGGCUUCUGCUUUACAGGGAUCUAGUUUUUUGGUUGAAAGGCCUAUAAAGAAAGAGGAAGAUUCCGCCGCGGAAGAUCAUCCAGAGCGUUUCAGCUCACCCGAGGCCUCAAAUAAGUCUGGUCAAAAUAACAGGCAGAGUUCUUUCUCUGCCGAGCCUAGCAAAUCUGUACCCAUUAAAGAAACUGAGAAUGGUGGUGAAGCAAGGGAAGGGAAAUUGGAUCUUUGGAAACCACUAAAUUUUUUGGUGGAAGUUGCAAAUAGGACCAAGUCUCACAAAUCCAAUUCACAAGGGUCUGAUAAUAAAGUAGAACCGGUGCAUGUUAUCGCCAGUGAAUCUCAGGUUCGAAAACCCAAAAAUAAGGAAAAUAAACAGAAAUCAAAAGUUGAGGAUGAAAAAAAUAGCACUUAUCCUAUCUCUCCAGAAACAGUAAAGCCCAAGAAGCUGCGUAGGGUUCGCCGAAAGAGGGAAGCAUUUGGAGAAUCAAGCAUUUCACCCCAAGCUGUUCUGGAUGCAGCCAUUGGCAAACAUGAAAGAAGAGUUGGUCCAAUUUGGUUCUCACUUGUAGCUUCUGAAGACCAGGAAGAUGAACCCUUGCCGCAAAUUCCUACAAAUUACUUAAGAAUAAAAGAUGGAAACGUGCCUGUUUCGUUCAUCCAGAAGUACCUAAUGAGGAAGUUAGAUCUCACCAAUGAAGCUGAGGUUGAGAUCAAAUGCAUGGGACAACCAGUGGUUCCCACAUUGCAGAUGUAUAACUUAGUCGACUUGUGGCUACAAACAUCAUCACCUUCACAACGAAUUACUGCAUCCAUUGGUUCCUCUGCAAAAGAUUUUGUGAUGGUGCUCGCUUACUCUCGAAAGGUCUCAAACUCCUAAAAGAACGACAAUAUUUGUUUCCCUUCGAAUCUCCAGGAUGGUCGGGAGGCAGCUUCUGAUCCGGCAUGUAUGUUAUGAGUAUGUGUUGCAAUUGCCAUGUUGUCUACUGCAGCAGCCUAAAGAAACACUUGCUCGUGCUCCCACUUCCAUAGUCUGGCAUGUUGUUCUUGGCAAAUGGCCAUUGCGACGAUUGUAAUAUUAAGGUUUAGAUAAAAAGAUUUUCUUUUUUUA